GAAGUUCCGGGGCUUGUUUCCGGCCACCUCAGCGGGAAGCGGAGACGCAAACAGCUGCGUUUUGGCGAACUAAGGCAAAGGUAUAACUGUUGUCGCGGCGGAGGAAGUCAAGAGGACGCCUGCGGCCGACCGGGCCAGUAUUGGGUCCCUGUAGCCUGUGAAGAUGGUGUUGCUCACUAUGAUCGCCCGAGUGGCGGACGGGCUCCCGCUGGCCGCUUCGAUGCAGGAGGACGAACAGUCUGGCCGGGACCUUCAGCAGUACCAGAGUCAGGCUAAGCAGCUCUUUAGAAAGUUGAAUGAACAGUCCCCUACCAGAUGUACCUUGGAAGCUGGUGCCAUGACUUUUCACUACAUUAUUGAGCAGGGGGUGUGUUACUUGGUUUUGUGUGAAGCUGCCUUCCCUAAGAAGUUGGCUUUUGCCUACCUAGAAGAUUUGCACUCAGAGUUUGAUGAACAGCAUGGGAAGAAGGUGCCCACUGUGUCUAGACCCUAUUCCUUUAUUGAGUUUGAUACCUACAUACAGAAAACCAAGAAGCUCUACAUUGACAGUCGUGCUCGGAGAAACCUAGGCUCCAUCAACACUGAAUUGCAAGAUGUGCAGAGGAUCAUGGUGGCCAAUAUUGAAGAAGUGUUACAACGUGGAGAAGCACUCUCAGCAUUGGAUUCAAAGGCUAACAAUUUGUCCAGUCUGUCCAAGAAAUACCGCCAGGAUGCGAAGUACUUGAACAUGCGUUCCAUUUAUGCCAAACUUACAGCAGUAGCUGUAUUUUUCAUCAUGUUAAUAGUGUAUGUGCGAUUCUGGUGGCUGUGAAAUAGUGAUCCACUGGCAAAGGUGAACCUAGAACCCGGCAGGUGUAUAUUUUCAGGAAGCUGAGCUCACAGAGAUGUGUAUUAGAAUCCCAAUGGAGCUCCUGCCUCUAAAGACCUUGCAAGAAAAGACAUGUAAUGAAAAUGAAAAUUUACACCUCAUUUAAUGAAGCUUAACCUUGUAUAGAAAGUCUCUUUUGGGGGCAGAGGCUUUCUCUGGGUGCUAAGCCAUGUAUGUUAGGGAACACUAGAUUGUUUUAUUUGGUUCUUCCCUCCCAGUAUUUUUACAUUUAAAAAAUAGCACUGACUGGGGCAUUCCUAUUCUCUAAUGGAGCCAUCAGUGAGAUUUGACUUAACCAACCUGUGCUAGCAACGGUCUGAAAUUCCUUCAGAGAAGGCAGCCCUUUAGGAAGUUUUCUGACUCUUAUCUAAUCAACAUUCCUUUUGUUGGUGACAUUUGUGAUUUUUAGUAAUCUGAGUUUUUGAUAGCCUUUUAAACAAGACUCCAAUAUGUGAAGGGUACUCGCUGUGCUGCAGAGAUCUUGUCUAUUUGCCCCUGUAGGAAGUUCACUUUGUUGUUUUCCUUUUACGAUAUUUUGCUUAUUGCACAAUUGCUUUAGGGUUGAAUGAAAUUAUAUAGCACUCCAUGAUUAAGAAGCUAAAAUGUUUUCUGUCAUUUACUCCUUACAAGACUUAAUUAGAGACAUUCUUAAUUUUAUUUUUCAGUGUCUGGUUUAUAUUAGUAUAAAAAUGAGUGUAGCAUACAGGUAGUCAGAGGCCCCUGACUCAAUGAGAAGAAAGGCUGAGUUCAUAACUUCAAUUUUGUCCUGCCCCUUUCUCACUUUCUCCCCUAUAGUUUUCUCCACUCUCUUUUCCUCCUGCCACAAUUUGCUUAACAUUUUUAAAUUCUUCUGUGCCCAAGAGUUUCAUGUCCGGUAAACAUCCUCUCAGGAUAUUCUCAAAUUAAAACAUUGAAAAUAUGUAGCUAUGUUAUUAAUACAUUUAAAUUUUUGCAAAGCAACUACUCAAACUAGUAAAUACAUUUAUUUGAGGAAGUCUCUGAAAGCUCCUAUACCUCCUUCAGUUUAUGUAAAUUCUCUGAGAAAAAAUGCACCUAUGAUUUUUCCCUUUUUUGCUCAGGGAUUAUGGGGAUUUCCUUUAGGUGGGAGAAAUAGGCCUUUUAAAAUAUUGUCACAAGGGUCUAUAAUAUAAUGUAUAACACACAUACUGCAAAUACUUCUUUUAGUUGUACAGGAAAAUGAACCAACUUCUUAUUUCUUAACAUCUUUGGACAUAACUUUAGCCAGUAAGCAAUUUUAUAAUUCUAAAGGAUCAUUAAAGCUACUAUCCUGAUUCCUGAUAGUGAAAAAUAAAUCCUAUUUCCUUAUAACAAGGCAAGGAGAAAUGCUCAUUUUAUUCCUGAUAAUUUACAGAACUAAAAUAAAAAUAUUUCUUUCCAUUUUGGAUCUAAAUCUGCAAACUGGAGUUUUGUGCAUGAAAUAUGAAAUUACUUUUUAUAGAGAAUAAGUGCUUUUAAACUCCUAAAGGCUUGUCCCUAAGUAAUGAUGUUGUAAUAAAGCCCUUGUAAAGCUGAAAA
Manis pentadactyla (Chinese pangolin) is the source of this 2404-nucleotide messenger RNA. It is a transcript of the gene SEC22B, whose product is annotated as SEC22 homolog B, vesicle trafficking protein. Lineage: Eukaryota; Metazoa; Chordata; Mammalia; Pholidota; Manidae. The coding region runs from base 164 to 811 and encodes 215 amino acids. The transcript is spliced from 5 exons. Gene Ontology annotation, molecular function: SNAP receptor activity. Gene Ontology annotation, biological process: retrograde vesicle-mediated transport, Golgi to endoplasmic reticulum; endoplasmic reticulum to Golgi vesicle-mediated transport; vesicle fusion with Golgi apparatus. Gene Ontology annotation, cellular component: Golgi membrane; ER to Golgi transport vesicle membrane; endoplasmic reticulum membrane. The record is from RefSeq and is a predicted model, not a curated record.